AUGCAAGAAGAAACUCAAAAAGACAAGUUAUUGUCCACCAAAGGCACGUUUUUAACAGGCGUUGACGCUUCAACAGGCCUUCCUCUCAGUACUAGCCAAGAUACUCCCCAAUCUCAUACUCAGCAAGUUUAUAAAAUCGAAGAAGCUGUCCCACCAAAUUUCCUUUCAGAUCAACUUGAUCACCUCCUCCCGAAAAACGUGAAUUUAAUGAGAGUCAUUAAUAACGUCGGCCGCGAAAAAAAGCCCAAAAAAACUUGAACAGCCAAUUUCACAAAAGACGAAAACAAAUUUAUAAUUAGUGAUUUCUUUUGGUACUGUAUUUGCAAAUUAAUUCGAGCUGGAAAGCACCCAGAAAUUGAGGAGCUCUUAUUAGACCGAAUAGCAUAUAACUAUGUGCAGCUGUUUUUGUCAGUCGAUUUGAAUUAUAGAGACAAAUUCUUUGAAACUUAUUACGAUGACUUAGCUCAGGCUGUGUAUUAUUCACUAUUUUUCGCGUUUCCGAAGUCAAGAAGUCUUAUAAUGAGCGAAACGUUUAUGAGCUCAUUUUUUGACUUACUGUGUGAAGAAGUAACAGGAGUUCCAGUUUGCAACUUGGCUUAUGAAAAAUGGGACUUGGAUUUAGGCGCUGGAAACGUUUUGAGGAAUAAAUUAAAACGCCAAAAUACGAAUACUUCGUCCUUGCCUGAUCUACAAAAGCCACUGGCCCCUCAGAAAAAGCUGCUUCAUAUGAAGUAUUCACCACUCGUCGAUAUAUUUUAUAAAAAUAAAUAAAAGCAAAUUUUAUUUGAUUUUAUAGAAAAAGUUAAUUUAUUAAAAAAAGAAUAGAUAUAUGAAAGGGAGAAGAUAUGAAGGAUAUAACGUUGUCCAAUCCUGGCAUCUUAGAUAUUCACUGAGAAAUCUUGAUAAACAAAGGGAAGUGGCAAGCAGAAUGAGCAAAUAUAGAUCACUAGCAAGCCAAACUGUGAAAAAUACUAAACAAAGGUUUAAGAAAUUUGAAGAGUACCGAGAUAAAGUUGAUAAAGAACUAAUUCAAAAUAGAAAACAUGUAUUGAAAGUUGCUAAACUUAUGACUAGAAGAACUCAAGAAAUCUUGGAACAAAAUCCAAGAGAGUACGCAAACCUUAUGGUCUCAUUAAAGGCGUUUUGGCCUGCAUCUAAUGAAGAUUAA
Molecule: messenger RNA, 1168 nt
Organism: Blepharisma stoltei
Lineage: Eukaryota; Ciliophora; Heterotrichea; Heterotrichida; Blepharismidae
Source: the annotation of a GenBank genome assembly